This is a messenger RNA of Mycena indigotica, 822 nucleotides long. RefSeq lists its product as uncharacterized. The coding region runs from base 1 to 822 and encodes 273 amino acids. The transcript has 3 exons. The record is from RefSeq and is a predicted model, not a curated record. Lineage: Eukaryota; Fungi; Basidiomycota; Agaricomycetes; Agaricales; Mycenaceae.
AUGCCCUCUGACGACGACCAACCACAGCCAGAGGCCGGGCCCUCGCGCGUCGUCAACAUCAAUUAUGACCCAAAGUGGAUGGACAGAACAUUCAGCUCGCGCCGCAAAAUCGAGACCUUGCUUGGGCCCGAGUUGGGCACCAACAUUACGCGCAGAGACUACGAGCUGCUGAUGCACACGCUGCCAGGCCUGCAUUACACCGACUUCCUUGGUAUACCCAUCGGCGUGGGCGUCUGGCUCGCAGCGGGCAACCGGCGGACCAAAUUCGCGUGGAAAGCAGGUGCCUUUGUGGCGGGCGCCGCGAGCAUGGUGGCCGGCGAGGUGCUCCGGCUGUACACCCACACAAAAAUAUUCAAACGGAUCGAAAACAAACACGGGUUCAGCCGCGCGAUGGAUAACGUCAAGCUCAAGGUCGGGUUCUCGCCCGGACUCGUGUCGUUUACCGGGAAAUUCUCGGAGGACGAGGCGGAGCAGGCGUUUGCGGCGGACCCGGUUAAUCUCGAGCCAGACGCGCCAAUCGACUCGCCCCCACGCGCCAUUCCAUCUUUAUCUCCAUCCCCAUCUCCACAGCAGCCCGCUUACUCUCGGUGGGACGAAAUUCGCGCGAAUCGCAACAAAGAAGGCAACAAGGCUUGGGAAAACAUCCGCAAAGGCCGGCGUGCAGACGGCUCGUCGAUUCAAAACCAGUCCGAGUCCCCGCCAGAGACACCUUCUUCUUCCAACUCACAACCCGUUCUGACGCCAUUCCGAGACGAAGACCGGGCUGCAGCUCAGGCGGCAUUCGACGCAUUGGUAGACAGAGAGCGGAAUAUGCGGACGUGA